Molecule: messenger RNA, 928 nt
Organism: Coffea eugenioides
Lineage: Eukaryota; Viridiplantae; Streptophyta; Magnoliopsida; Gentianales; Rubiaceae
Exons: 3
Coding region: 207-728 (173 amino acids)
Source: RefSeq, a predicted model, not a curated record
GACUGGUGGAGUGGCCCUGCUUUGGUGGGUACUGCUUAGAAAGAGACUCUUUGCUUAUUUGGUUCCAUCUCCUUCCUUCCUUCCUUCCUUCCUUCCUUCUUCCUCCCUUAUCUAGCUACCAAUCUUUUGUGUUCUACUCUAUAGACUUCUUGUUUCUUGAUUAAAUUUCUAGAGAGACAAGGAUAGAUAAAAGUGCAUACACAUAGAUGGGAAACUGUCAGGCCGUGGAUGCUGCAGCACUGGUAAUACAACAUCCAAGUGGAAGGAUAGAUAGGAUGUAUUGGCCUGUGACUGCUAGUGAAGUCAUGAAGAUGAAUCCUGGUCAUUAUGUUUCUCUCAUAAUUCCGCUGCCUUUGACUGGUGGUGAGGAGAAUUCAGACGAUAAAACGGUUCGGUUCACUCGGGUAAAGCUUCUGAGGCCUAGCGAAACUCUAGUUCUUGGCAGAGCUUACAGACUGGUCACAACUCAAGAGGUUAUGAAAGUAUUGAGAGCAAAGAAGCAUGCAAGGAUGAAGAAGAACCAGGCAGAAUCCAUUGUCAAGUUGGAAGCACAACCAGAAAAGCAAGGUUCAAGCGGCGGGGCAGAAACAGGGAAGUCUGAACUGGACAACAACAACCGCCAGGUGACAAGACACGAAAAGCAAUGGCAGCGGCCAGGAUCAACAAACAUUGGCAGGUCUAAAUCAUGGCGGCCCUCUUUGCAGAGCAUUUCUGAGGCUGCAAGCUGAGGUAUCUUCUGUUCAUAGCGACGGAAUACAGUUCAAGCGAAUGAACUAAAGUGAAUUCCAAUAUCUGUACACCGUUUCACUCUUUCAGCCGUAGAUGCUCAGUAAUCAUAUCGAUGUAUAAUAGAUAGGAGAGCAAUGAGAACUUACACUGUUCGAUGACAAAUAUAUCAUAAUGAACCUGCAAAUUACUUCUCUGCUUA